CUGUUCAGUUGUGUCCGUUACACUCGUGACUCCUUUUUUCCUUGUAACCUUUUCAAACGGAACGACAUGGGACGUGUGCGAACCAAGACCACUAAACGUGCAUCUCGCGUCCUCAUUGAGAAAUAUUAUCCCCGGCUCACACUCGACUUCCACACGAACAAGCGAAUCAUCGAUGAAGUCGCCGUCGUCCCUUCCAAACGUCUCCGCAACAAAAUCUCGGGCUUCACUACCCAUCUCAUGAAGCGUAUCCAAAAGGGCCCCGUCCGUGGCAUCUCGUUCAAGCUACAAGAAGAGGAGAGGGAACGCAAAGACAAUUACGUUCCAGAAGUCUCAGCCUUGGAUGUCUCUGCUGGUCUUGAGAUUGAUCCCGACACCAAGGCUCUGCUCUCCGCCCUGAACUUCGAUUCGAUCCAAGUCAAUGUCGUCCUUCCCGUGCCUGCCCAGCCAGAGCGCAGUGGACCUGGAGGCCCUCGCCGUGAGAGACGGACUGUGCCAGGCGCUGCCCCCCGGUAA
This is a messenger RNA of Mycena indigotica, 513 nucleotides long. RefSeq lists its product as uncharacterized. Gene Ontology annotation, cellular component: ribosome. The coding region runs from base 67 to 513 and encodes 148 amino acids. Gene Ontology annotation, biological process: translation. Gene Ontology annotation, molecular function: structural constituent of ribosome. Lineage: Eukaryota; Fungi; Basidiomycota; Agaricomycetes; Agaricales; Mycenaceae. The transcript is spliced from 5 exons. The record is from RefSeq and is a predicted model, not a curated record.